Molecule: messenger RNA, 2473 nt
Organism: Pieris brassicae (large cabbage white)
Lineage: Eukaryota; Metazoa; Arthropoda; Insecta; Lepidoptera; Pieridae
Gene: ssp6
Exons: 3
Coding region: 342-2189 (615 amino acids)
Molecular function (GO): protein binding
Source: RefSeq, a predicted model, not a curated record
AAAAAUAUUUUUAUUUAUGUCGUGCCCUAUUGACCGUUCUAUAGACCACCAUGGCUGAGCCCCCAUAUCGGGCACCAUACCAAUUACAGUUAGAGCCAUACAUGCGACGCUUGCGCACUCAGCACGUCCUCAGUGCGCAUGUCUACAAACAAACAAAGGACUAGCAGUAGCAACGGUUCCCGCAAAAGCGCGCAUGCGUUCUAACACCUAAUGAUUAAACAUAACCCACCUCUGAGUGAUGCCGCGUUUUUGGUCGGAUUAAAGUUUAAAAUGGUAGCAUUUUAUUUGGAAGGAUAUUAGCAGGUGAACUCGUGGUCAGUGUCAGAUGGAUUCCACUAGGGAUGAGUUCGCCAAAGCUGAACGAGAGAUGCCAAAGUGCUAUGAGCAAUGGUAAAAAACACUUAAGCACUGAAUCGAAGGAAGAUUCGCUGGAUAAUUCUAUUAGAGAGUCAAUAAAAUCAGAAAGAACUGGUAAAUCCGAAGAAGACGGUCGUAGACGCACAAUAAUUGUAGAAAAGAAAAAUGGGAACUACGGCUUUACACUACAAAGCUAUGGGAUACAUUAUAAAAAGGAACAAGAGAUCGAGGUGAUCACUUAUGUGGAUCAUGUGGAGGCUGAGGGUCCGGCAGCACUCGCCGGCAUGCGUGAAGGUGAUGUCAUUCUGUCCAUCAACGGCAAUGACGUGGAGAGAGCUGACCACGCAGCUAUUGUCACCGCCAUUAACGCCUGCGACUCACGCAUGCGUAUCGUUGUGAUAUUUGAAGACUGCGUCCGAAAAGUUGAACUUCAUCUUAAGUACAUUAACAUACAACGAACUCUUCAAAACAAAAUGCGGGAGCUGGAACAACUAUCGAUCCGAGAAAGGCAAGUAUUCGAUUCCAACUGGAAAACCCACAGUCUACCCUCGCAGAAGAAGAAAACCUCUCCAUCGGAUAUUAUCUCAGACUCUGAAGAACCGACCGCAGACAAUAUUAGCUCUUACUGCCGACCCACUCUAUCGAGCGAAAACGUAACCGCCGCUAAGCCGCCUCAACCUAACGUGUUCAUGUAUCAAUAUUUAGAUCCCCGAUACGGUACGUGUAUUAUACAACCAAAUAUCCACACCGGCAGCUUCGUCAUUACAGUUGGUUCACCACGAAACCGACGCGACUGCCAUCAUUAUGUCGUGAAAGCGACAGGCGAAUGUCACCGUGCGUCAGAAGCCUACAAGGUUUCAAAUGGAAAACAUAGCAAGCCUCACAGGAGUCACAACCACAGCUGUGCUCCAUGCGUUCCCGCAUAUAGCAACCAGGACGCAAACAGUCUAGAAGCUUACGAUCUUGCUAGCCCUUGCUGCGAUCCUCAUUGUGUACCUAAUGCUAGGAAAAAAAUCAGGAGAAAGAAGGAAUGCUCAAAGGAGCAUAAACGAAAAGAAAAACAUCAUGUCGACAAAUCAACACAGAAGACUGAAUGUAAUCAUGCUCACUCAAAGAAAGUGUGUACGUCAGGACAUUGUUCCGGAAGAUACCGGUAUUUGACCACGGAAUCGACACAAACGAGCCAGUGCAGUCUUCAAUCGUACGCCACGAGCAACGCCACGGUUCCGUGCGAUAACUCUGUGUCCAGCUACAGUACUUCACUCAGCAGUGAUACCUUGUUUUGGGAGAAUGAUCGCUCUGAAGCUAAAUCUUCUCCAAAAAUUCAAUACCAAAGCGCACACCAGCAUGUAAAACCCAAAUCGUGGGAUAAUCUAGCUACAAAAGCUAUUGGGGGCUACGGUUUCGGUUAUGGCUAUUUAGACACUACUACGAAACAUUCAAGUAGAUCUAAAAGUCACGGUCGAAGUCAUAGCGGUCGCAGCACUCAGAGUCACCAUGACUACCAACAUCACCCGCAGGAGAAGCAUUCCCAUAGGCAGAGUGGUACACCACACCACUAUCAGACCUAUGUCAGAACUCACAGCCACAACUGUCAGCCUACUAAAUCAACGGAAAAUUUGAUCGUGGUACCAAAAUAUCAAUUGGAAAGUAGCGGUUCAGAGAGUAGACUUGCGUGUGAAUGUGAAAGCAACCUUGAUUAUUAUAGACGAGGCCCCGUGAAGAGCCCCGCCGAAACUCACUCCAACUAUUACGGCCAACGAUUCGUUUACCCCACCCAUUCUUAUAAGAAAAAAGAUUCGAAUGUUAGUUCAGAAAUAACCAGAUUAUAAUUAUCACGAAGCAAUUGCUCAAAUUAAAACAUAAGUGCAUUCGAACGACCUCAUUAUUUGUGUUAUUGGUGACAAAUAAGUGGGAUAGCUUGAGCUGCCUUGAUUGGAAAAUGGAAGAAAUAGCUUGUUAAAGUUUGGACCUGCCGAGGACAAUAUUAAUUAAAUGUCCAAAUGAAUUUUACACCCGCUUUAAACAUUCGCAUUCCCUCUGUUUAAUAAUCGUAGAUUUAAGGUAAACCACUUACAGCUUUAUACUCGUUGAUUUAUAGUUUUGAUUAAAAAAU